This is a messenger RNA of Miscanthus lutarioriparius, 264 nucleotides long. The record is from the annotation of a GenBank genome assembly. Lineage: Eukaryota; Viridiplantae; Streptophyta; Magnoliopsida; Poales; Poaceae.
AUGAAGAGCGCUGGCAUUGAAGGGUUCGCGAUGAAGGGCGCUGGCAGUGAAAUCGUCAAUGGACCAUUUGGCAAUGAACUUCGACCACGAGGACCAAUUUGUGCAGAAGCUUCUGCGCUGGAUGCAGACUUCGUAGCAACAAAGACAGCCUCUCGCAGACAUCUGAUCUUUAUAAUAAUAGUCGUUAACCCUUUGCUAUGCUACUCUAGGAUGCUGGUAUCCCCGGCUCUGAACUUUGUAUUCUGUUACUCGCUUUCAAUAUAA